CAUCCUCGCUCCAGCUCAGAAUCCGGGGAAGCGUUCAUCUCCAGGCUUCAGGCUCCAGUCUCUAACGCGCCCUGGUCUUCCUGGUACCGUGCUCUAUUACCCGACAUGACGUCUGGUUGAAGCCCCUGCCUCCACCAUGCAGACGACCACAGCAUCGACGUCGAAGCCUUCGAACCCCUGUAUGAUUUGCAAGCAGAGACACUUGAAAUGCGAUACCAACCGUCCUACAUGUACAAACUGUCGUAAGAGCGACUCGGAAUGUGUCCGCGGCUACAGCAUACGGUUUCGUCAUGGGCUGAAUCCAAGCAUUCAUUCAGGAAAGUCGUUGGAGACUGCUAAACGCGACUUUCAAUUCGCCCAAGAUCAGCCUUGGGUAAAGACUAAGCGGACGUUGAGUUUUAUUGAUGAGACCUCAGACAUCAUCAACAUCCACGACUCCGGUACAGGAACUAGCAACUUUGGUGCGCUGGGUGACCGUAACACACCACCUGCCAUUGAGGCGGGGAGCUUGAACUCGUCUCCACGGCAACCUUCCCCGCCGCUUCCACGUGAAAACUCACCUUCUGAGCCGGACAGAGGAGAUCUGGAAGCCUCUGGGCCAUUUGUGGCGGACAGUCGUCCCCACAAGAAACGUGCCCAUGCUCACUUCGCAGUUGGGUCUUGGAGCGACACCCCAAGAUCAGACCCCGGUCAGAGUCCCACCCCGAACCGCAGUUCCCAGAGUGCUCAAGAAGAAAGUGGCAUGUUUGGUAGUCACAAAGAUUCGCCACGUCUCAGCCACAACUUUCCGUUUGCUUUCCCGAGCGACUCCGCCACCUCCACGUUGGACAGUCCCCAUGCAGGUAACCACUCUCCACUUGGGGAUUGUGUUGCGGAAGCCAUAUCGGGAAUCUACCUCGAUUCACCAAGAUGGCCACUCGAAGACCCAAUCGACGCCAUGCUGUUUCAAAAUUUCGUCGACAAAUUGGCACCUCUUUUCGACCUCUGCGACAGCGACCGACACUUCGCUACAGUUGUCCCACGCCGAGCAGUCUUUUGCCCACCACUAAUGAAUGCGGUUCUUGCUGCUUCGGCUAAGCGCAUGAGCAGGACCGAUGGCUUCGAUGGCUUAGUAGGAGAUCGGUAUCAUCAAAAGUGUCUCGACGUCCUCAUCCCCGCCCUCUCGAGUUCCGCUGCUAUUAUGGACGAGAAUCUCUUGACCGCUAUCGUCAUCCUCCGCUACAUGGAGGAGCUGGAUGUGCCAAUCAUGUCCUCUAACACUCCUUCCGAGUCACAUCUCAUGGGUACACGAGUUUUUAUUGCAGCACAGGACAAGCUGAGCGGAUUUGCCAGCCUUCGUAGGGCUGCGUUCUGGGUAGCUCUAAGGCAGGAGAUUCACAUGGCUUUCAUUGAAACUCGCCCUGUUCACCCCAACUUCGACCUGGAAACCAUUUCUCGUCUUGUGGUCCCAGAUGAGAAUGGCUGCAGUUUCUCAAAUCUAACGAUUCUCCACUGCGCUGCCUGCCUACGCUAUUGCUACGGCACCGAUGAACAUAGCACCGACACCUGGGAGAGAUUGCGAAAGUCUCAAGAUCGUUUGUGGGCUGAAAGGCCAUGGUACUUUUAUCCUAUGUACUUCAAUGAGCAUGGCAAUGGAAUAUUUCCAGAGGUUGUCCAUCUCAAUGAUGCCGUCGUUAUUGGCGUGCUACACUACUACCUUAUCCAGGUCCUCCUUGCAGCACAUAACCCCAAAACCCCGAGGUUGGGCCCAGGCCAGGCAAAAGCUUUUAAAGAUACAAAUGAGGAAAUUAAGAAAAAUGUUCGCAUGGUUUGUGGAGUCGCGGAGUCAAACCCACACACCGUUACUUCUUAUGCAUACGUAUGCCUCGCAAUCACCAUGGCUGGCGAUCGUUUCAUGGAACCGCAAGACCAAGAGGCGCUGUAUAAUCUCCUCGUAAAAAUUGAUACACAAUACGCCUGUCCUACUGGCUCUACUCAAGAGUAUUUAAGGGGAGCUUGGGGAUGGUCGGAAUCGCCGAAUCCGUCCAUGUCCAUCUCGCGCAUGCUGAACAGCAACACGCAAGCGGUUCAAUAGUAUAUUUCUCAAAUCACAAAGUAUAUUCAUCUUGCCAUAUGUGUUGAGAAGCUUUUUUGGAUUUUUGGGUGGCACGAGGGCGCAAAGGAAUGCUUUUAAGGGCGAGUAGGUAUACAAGGUAGAUUAGGCGGUGAUGAAUGUAGGUCAAUCUCAGAUCUGUUUUACGGGCGUGACAGUCUUAUCUAAUAAAGACACACCUAAACCUGAGAAUAAGUUAACUCUGUUCAAGAUAAUACGAG
Molecule: messenger RNA, 2313 nt
Organism: Ilyonectria robusta
Lineage: Eukaryota; Fungi; Ascomycota; Sordariomycetes; Hypocreales; Nectriaceae
Exons: 8
Coding region: 137-2074 (645 amino acids)
Biological process (GO): positive regulation of transcription by RNA polymerase II
Cellular component (GO): nucleus
Molecular function (GO): DNA-binding transcription factor activity, RNA polymerase II-specific; transcription cis-regulatory region binding; zinc ion binding
Source: RefSeq, a predicted model, not a curated record